UUCAAAACUUAUAAAAACAACACAUUUUCAUAAAAACAUUGAAAUUUUAAAAAUUUAUUUUAAACUAAAAAGUGCGUUUUUCAAGCGAGUCAGCGURAGUUUCAGAACAAAGUUUACGAAAUCAGAUCGAAAACAGAAAUUUUCAACUAAAAAUACUUUGAAUUGCUGCGUAGAAGCUCAACUUAAAAUAAACAGUUAAAAAGUUUAAAGCUCAACUGAAAAAAGUUUGAAGCUCUGCURAAAAUAAACAGUUACAAAUAGCUUGAAAUUUUUGGAAUAAAAAAUUUUAUCAAAAAAUUCCAAAAAAAAAAAAAGCUUUUUGCAACACUUUCAAACUCGAAAAAUUGCAAAGCACUUGAAAGAUUGCUUAAAAAAUAAGCGAACGCCCUUUCAAUUGCACCGUGCCCCCAACGACCUUAGAGUUACAGACCCAUAUACAUUCCAUAACAAGUCUAGCGCAGAGUAAAUACAAGCGAGACCAGCAAAAGCAGCUGACAGACCGCUAUACGUGGGCAGAAGAAGAAGAAGAGACAGCAGCAGUAGCAGCAGCAGAAGCAGCUCAAGUGCAAAUAUCAAGCGACGCGUUCCAUAACCAAAUAGACGCCUUAAAGUUGAAAGACACCAAUUGCCGUCACUGCCUAAUGGCAAGUUCGCUCAAUAAAACGAGACACAGGCGCAGAUUGACUGCGAUCUCGUUUCUAUCGAAUAUUUCAUUAGAUGGCACACAUCGGGAUACUAAAUUUGGAGCAACAAUUGGCAUUUGUGGCAACGCGGCUACAACGUACAACGCAACGGCAGCGGGAUUACAAAGUGGCGCAACGACUGGCGGCGGUAUCGGAUACGGCGGCAGCGGCGGCGGCAAACAGCAGCAUCAGCACCAACACUUCAACUACAAUCGCAAUAAUCGACAUCCACGGCAACAGCAGCAUCAACAGCAUUACCAUCAACAUCACUACUAUACGCAACAUCAUACGAAUGGCGCAGGUUGUAAUGUGGGUAACGGCAACGCCGGCGGCACUGGCAUGCCUUCGGCUGCCAUGUAUCUCGCCAAUUGCGAUGAUACGCACAUGGACCUCAUGGGCGACGGCGGUGGUAGUUGUUGUGGUGCUGGUGAAGGUGGCGGCGGCACUGGCAGCGAUGGCUGUGCCGAUAGUACCGGCAGCGCCGAUGGUGAUGGGCAUUUUAGUGAAAUUGAAAAUAUGGGUCAACACUUGAUAAAUGCACGGCCAGGCAACGCUUACAAGGGCGAUGGUGGUAAUACUAAAGCAACAACAGCAACUGUCGCAGCCAGAUCGACAGUCAAGCAUAUGGAUAAAUCCGCUGGUGACUACGACAUCAUCAGCGGCAGCGAUGGCGGCGGCGGCGGCAUCAGCGUUGGCGUUGGUGGUGGUGCAAGUGUGACUGAGAAGCGCAAUGUUAAGCGACCCACAUCGAGUAGUCGGCAACAGUGCAAUCAUAAUUGCAGGCAAACUUCUAAGCAUGGCACCAUGGGCAUUGCCAGCAAGCAACAGUUGGCCGGCGGUAGCGGCGGUUCGGGCGCCGAGAGCGGCAGCGAUUCGGAUAGCGUCAAAAUACCAAUGAAAGUUUCCAGUUUGGGUGCUGGCAUACUAAUGCCAUUGCGUGAAAGAACUUUCAGCAAUGGCGCCAACGAUGCCAAUAUCAUGCCGGAGCGUCGCGCCCGCCUCAAUACGGCACCGGGUAUGCGUAUCGGCGUCGGCGGCAGUGCUGGUGGCAAGCGACCGUGCAACAUUAUACACGGUUCCACGCACAUAACCGACGACAGCAGUACGGAGAGUUUGACGCCCGGCAGUUUUCCGGGCAGCUUUACUGGACGCGGCAGCAUCAGCAAGAGUGUGCAGAUCAACGAUGCUAAGGACUUACGUAUACUCAAUGCACAAGCGCACAAACAGCAUCAGUACAAGGAUGAGCGUGUGGUGUUGACGUCGCGUAAGGUGCCAUUCUUUAUAUUCUCGGCAUUGCCAUACUACAAGGGUAAAAAUGGCAGAGCCGAACUACGCAAGGAAGGUCGUCGACGCAAUCCAUCCGGUUCGCGUCCCCUAUCCGCAAUCAACGAUGCACCCUUCGAUCCAUUCGAUUUACUGGGCAUCGAAAAGGGUGAAAGUGGGCAGGAAAUCUCCUAUGGACAUCUACUCAUACCCACACGCCAUUAUGGCAAAGAGAGCAAGAGCAAGCAUGGCGGUGGCACUUCGGGCAACACAUCGCUAUUGGAUAGUCAAAUCGAAAUUACAAGUACGGCAGCACUUAAAAAUCACGGCAUCGCCAGCAUCAAGCGUGAAAUGCGUCGCAUCAACAAGUUGGACAGUCGCAUUGAUUUGGUCACCAUAUCGCAAGCAUAUGUCUACUUUGAGAAAUUGAUCUUGGCCAAUCUAAUCAACAAGAGUAAUCGCAAGCUAUGCGCAGGCUCUUGUCUGCUACUCAGCGCCAAAAUGAACGAUGUGAAAGGUGAAUCGCUGAAAAGCCUAAUUGAGAAAACCGAGAGUGUGUUUCGUGUCAAUCGCAAGGAGCUAAUCGCUUCGGAAUUCGCCGUACUUGUGGCAUUGGAGUUCAGCUUGCAUGUGCCCAUGCACGAGGUAUUGCCRCACUAUCAGCGUUUGCUCUACGAAUCCUAGAAUUGGCCAAAACGCUUUGCCGAAAAGCGCUUGGUAGCGGUGACAUCGCGUUAUUACUUUCGGCACCGCAAUAGCAGCAAGAAAUGAAGACGCAUGCGGCGCGAAGUAAAUAUGACAAUGUGAAAUGGAAUUUUAUAGGCGAAAGCGUUGGUUUGAACUUUAAUGUGUUUAACGAAUUGAUAUUCAAUUCGUUUGCGAGUCARCCAGCUAAAUAUGUCAGCUGUGUAAUGCACAAUGUGUAUGAAGGAGUUAUUGAAAUAUGGCAAUUUCSUAUAUAAGCGGAAGAAAAAACUAUAACAAAAUUAAAUUUAUGGAAAAAACUUUGGGAGUAAAAAAAUKUGACCACACAAUGAUUUUUAGCGAAACGAAAAUUUGUACUUAAAUGCUAAGUGAGCAAACAAAAAACAUUUUCAUAGCAAAUAAGUUAGCGAAAUAAGCAUUUUGAUUACAAAKUGUAACACUUUAUAAGAGCGCAAGUGAAAUUUAAAGUUUGCUGCAGAGAAAAACGAAGUUAUAUACAAUUAUUUUGUUUAAUAAGUAAUUUUUGACUUUAUUAUGACUACUUUAUAUUUUAUUWUUUUAAUUUUUAUGGCGAUUCGAUUAAAAUUAUUUUAUUUUUGUAGCUAUGUUUAUAUGUUUCAAGCUUUUACGGC
Messenger RNA from Bactrocera latifrons, 3283 nucleotides. RefSeq names its product CDK5 and ABL1 enzyme substrate 1. Lineage: Eukaryota; Metazoa; Arthropoda; Insecta; Diptera; Tephritidae. The record is from RefSeq and is a predicted model, not a curated record. Gene Ontology annotation, biological process: regulation of cell cycle.